Molecule: messenger RNA, 3147 nt
Organism: Postia placenta MAD-698-R-SB12
Lineage: Eukaryota; Fungi; Basidiomycota; Agaricomycetes; Polyporales; Adustoporiaceae
Exons: 15
Coding region: 1-3003 (1000 amino acids)
Molecular function (GO): protein binding
Source: RefSeq, a predicted model, not a curated record
AUGCCGUGCAAGCUGUUCGAGCCUCUCUGGUCUGCGUCGAUGUCCUGUCUGUCCUACCAUGAGGGAUGUCGUCGAUGCAGUACAUGCUGUAGAAGGCGGGCGAAUUCUCAAGGUCGAUCUUUCCUUGUUUUUCCUGACGGGGGUGGAAAGGAGCUGAAUCUGGACAGUAUGCAUCGACGGCCGUCUGCUGUCGCUUCCCCGCUCUCUCCUCUUGCUCCCCAGCCUCUAACUCCUCGCCGAGGAUACUCUGCCGCGUCUCAAGUUUCGUCUCCGCAUACUCCUCCGAAUCGCGACUCUCCCUUACCGUUGCUGGCUCCCGCCUCCAACAGGCAGAGCGGCGAUAGUUGGAACAGUUCAAUUCAUGAUGGAGCCGACGACGAUGUGACUGAAUGGACCCAAGAGCAAACGCGUUUGCUGUCAAGGACCCUUGACGCACUGCCUGCGCAUCUGCUCACGCCGUUCAAUGGCGCCGUGCCACCGUCCAACCUGCUCGACAAGCUCGCUCGACGUGUGGCUGAUGCCAAAGGCCCCGGCGGUUGGCCCCAUUCCAUCCGUGCAACUCGUGCAAAGAUAGUAGAGCUAGCGCGUAUUCGAGCCAAAGAAGCGGCAACCGAUGGCGCAAGUGAUACAAUCGCCGAAGAAGAUAGCAGCGACCCCGAUGUCCUGCAAAGCGCAAACCCUGGCCCAAAACGGCCUCUGUACCGGCAGUCUAGUAUGGACUUUAUGCAAAUAGACAAGAACGGCAUUAUGGAGAAUGACAAUCUCCGACGGCUUUCGCGCCGUCUCCAACGAGCGGAGCGUAUCAUCCCAUCAUAUCAUCCUUACGCUGGUUUUAGCCGUUCCUCAUCUCCUAUCCACAAGCACGCACUCUCCUCAACCGCUAGCUCAUCUACGCUCAACUCGAUCAAUUCUGAUGACAGGGAGGCUCACGGUCGCGAGCGACGAUCAAUGUCUGAUAUGUCGAACUCUUCUGAGUCGUUCAUUCUCCCGGCGAUUGACCCUCGAGUUCAGCGUGUCAAGCGCGCCGAAUCCUUCGCCGGGAUGCUCUGUCCUCCAGGCCACUUGCUGAAACGCGCUCCUUCCUAUGGAGCGUCGUCGAGACGCAGCUCUGGUGCUAUGAGCAUCAGCGGGAAGGACUCCGAUGUCACAUCGUCUGAUGAAGAAGAGAAGUUGCGGAGUCUGAAAGCCAAGAAAGCCCGCGUGAAGGCGACCAGUCCUUCCCCCGUAGGGUCUUCACCCCCUGUCAUCCUCGAGCAUCCCAAGAGCAGCAAGAAAUCCACUCCUCUGCCGUCAAACAAGGCGUCUAAAACUAGUAACGAUGCCUCAGUCAAGCGAUCGAACCGCCCCAAAGCCAACCUGCAGCGCAACCCAAGCAUUCUUGGUGGUGAACUACCCCGCCUCCAGCCCACCAUUGAAACCCCUCUUCCCAGUAUCCCUGCCCGCGACACUCCAACCGUCAACACAUCUGCGUCUACUGCUGCAUCCAGUUCUCCCCAUCGCGCUCGUAAGUCUCGCCGCACUCCGAAAAUCAGCGACACCCCGGUGGCGACCGGCGGCAACUCCAGCGCAUCCAGCGUCCCGAACACCCCGGCCACAAAUGAUCGCCCUUGCAAGCCGCUGCGGCGUAGCAGGGGCGUCCACUUACCCGAUCGCACGGUCGCGCGCAAGAUAUCGUUUACCAAUCUCGCGGAAGCCUCAGCCGAGAACAAUGUUAACACCGGUCUUGGUCUCGGCCUUGAAAGCCGCGCUUCACUUGGCCCUCUUCGUUCGUCGAUUCCCCCUUUCCAAUGUGCUAUUUACAUUUCGUCUCAUUGUAUGCGGAUCAACCUCCGCUGCCCCACACUCGCUUUGUUGUGUGUGAGCAGGAUGUUCGUGGGUGUAAUCACUCGCUGGCUGGUGCUUCAAGUCCCCCGUAUCAGCUCGGACCUCACUGAGUUGCUCGGGGUUUAUGAUAUUGGCUAUCCUGUAUAUCGACUACUGCGCUGCAAUUGCCUCUGCACGCUGCUGUCUCCGCUCAGCAAUCUGUGCACGCUUCUCUGCAAGAAGUACGCCCGCCCGCUCAUCCCAUCUGUACGCCCAGUAUCCUACGAAGCCAAAUGUGCCCAUGGCAAGGGCGUGACCGCCCAGAUGUUGCGCUUCAUGAUAGCAAGCUGGCCAAAGCGCGCGCCGAGGCCAAAUAGCGAGAAGCCGACAAUACUCGAAAAUAGCGACAUAGCGGCGAGGAUGAGAGCAGACGGCGAGACGAUCUUGGAACGGAAACGACACGUUCAGAAACGGGAAUACGCGUGGGAAAAGAUCCAUGAAGUCGAUUGUGGUCGACCACCUCGAGCCGCCGGCGCGCACUGCACGCCUUGCCCCCUGCGCUCCUGUGCCGCCUGCUCCCCCAUCUACCCUCACAUCCACAUUGCAACCUGCAGAAAGAUGUCUGAGACGAAAGAACCGAGCCCGGAAGUGCUCCAGAAGCUCGCGACCGCCAAGGAGAAGAAGGACGCCGGCGACCAGGCGUUCAAGGCCGGCGAGGUGAAAAACGCGCCACAUACACACAAGGCUCUGAUGUACCUGAACGGCAUCGACAAGAAUGCACUCUCGCCUAUGACUGCGAUCACCUCAGGCUCGAUCGUUGAUGGCGCCGCCAAUGAACAGAAGAAGAAGACCGAAGCGGACGAGAUCCUCGAGAAGGUCUAUUCCAACAUGGCUGCAUGCCACCUGAAGCAGAGCAACUGGAAACGCGCGAUCGAGACAGCAGACAAGGCGAUCGCGCAGAAUGCAGACUGCUACAAGGCACUGUUCCGCAAGGCGAAGGCACUCGGCGAGCUGGGGUUCUUCGAGAAAGCGGAGAAGAUCCUUGAGGACCUCCUGAAGAAGGACGAAGCUGAUGCGCCCACUCUCAAUGCCGAGCUCGCCCGCCUACGAGCCGUAGACAAGGAGCGAGAGAAGGCGCACAACCAGAAGUUCAAAGGGUUCCUGAACCGAGAGAAGAAGACUGCGGAGGCUUCCGCAUGACAUCUUUCUUUGUGUUCUGUACAAUUGUUUUACUAAGGUUUUUUUGCUGAUCAUUGCUCCAAACCACGUCGAUUUGUAUCAUUCCUUGUAUCAUUCUACGACUGCUUCGUCAUCUCUACCACAAUAUAGUCUAGUUGUAACCAU